Molecule: messenger RNA, 2538 nt
Organism: Schistocerca gregaria
Lineage: Eukaryota; Metazoa; Arthropoda; Insecta; Orthoptera; Acrididae
Product: transitional endoplasmic reticulum ATPase-like
Exons: 2
Coding region: 50-2455 (801 amino acids)
Biological process (GO): retrograde protein transport, ER to cytosol; mitotic spindle disassembly; autophagosome maturation
Cellular component (GO): cytosol; nucleus; VCP-NPL4-UFD1 AAA ATPase complex
Molecular function (GO): polyubiquitin modification-dependent protein binding; ATP hydrolysis activity; ATP binding
Source: RefSeq, a predicted model, not a curated record
ACCUUAUAAAAAUUUUUAUCGGAAUCUGUUCAUAGUACAUUAAGCUGUUAUGGAAGAGGUACUGAAAGGCCUUGAAGGGGCUUCAACUGAACCAAAGAAAACAAGGAAUCGUUUUACUGUUGACGAUUAUACAACUUCAGAUGACAAUUCUGUCGUCUGCUUCAACUCUUCCCAGAUGGAAGAAAUUGGACUCUACCGCGGUGAAACUGUUCUGAUACGCGGUAAACUCAGAAGAGACACCGUUUGCAUAGCUCUACCUAGUGACAACGUGGAGCGAGGCAAAAUUCGCAUGAAUAAAAUUGUUCGUACAAAUCUACGUGUCCGUUUUGGUGAUAUUGUUUCUGUUACGUCAUGUAGCGAAAUUAAAUAUGGUAUACGCGUUCAUAUUUUACCUAUUGACGACACUGUCGAAGGGAUAUCAGGAAACUUGUUCGAAACCUUUCUCAAACCAUAUUUCCUUGAAGCCUAUCGACCCGUUCGCAAAGGCGAUUUGUUUGUGGUACGCGGCGGUAUGCGUGCAGUGGAGUUCAAGGUGGUUGAGACCGACCCAUCACCAUAUUGCAUAGUUGCUCCAGAUACGGUGAUUCAUUGCGAAGGCGAGCCAAUCAAGCGGGAGGAAGAAGAGAACUCGUUGAACGAAAUUGGCUAUGAUGACAUUGGAGGCGUUCGAAAGCAGUUGGGUCUGAUUCGUGAGAUGGUUGAACUCCCUUUACGCCAUCCCCAGUUAUUCAGAAAUCUUGGAGUUAGACCGCCAAAGUGCAUGUUGCUGUAUGGUCCUCCUGGGUGUGGUAAGACAUUGAUUGCUCGAGCGGUGGCCAAUGAAACAGGCGCCUUCUUUUUUUUGAUUAAUGGUCCAGAAAUUAUGUCAAAAUUGGCAGGAGAGUCGGAAUCGAACCUUCGUCGCGCGUUCGAAGAGGCAGAAAAGCGCGCACCGUCGAUCAUUUUCAUUGAUGAGAUAGAUUCGAUUGCGCCGAAACGUGAGAAGGCAAGUGGAGAGGUGGAGCGUCGAAUAGUGUCCCAGUUGUUGACGCUGAUGGAUGGUCUCAAGUCGCGCUCGAACGUGAUCGUGAUUGGUGCCACGAACAGACCGAAUUCGAUAGAUCCUGCACUGAGGCGAUUCGGACGGUUCGACCGUGAAAUAGAUAUCGGCAUUCCAGAUGCGGUUGGACGUUUAGAAAUUUUGCGAAUUCACACCAAGAAUAUGAAGCUCGAUGCAGACGUUGAUCUUGAGCAGCUCGCAGAAGAAACCCACGGCUACGUAGGCGCGGACAUGGCUUCUCUGUGCACAGAGGCUGCUCUGAAUUGCAUUAGAGAGAAGAUGGAGCUGAUAGACAUCGAAGAUGAACAGAUUCCGGCUGAGGUUUUAGACAUGAUGUCUGUUACGACCGAGCACUUUCGAGCAGCCUUCAAGUCAUCUAACCCGUCUGCAUUGCGAGAGACUGUGGUUGAGGUGCCCACGGUAACUUGGGAUGAUAUUGGAGGGUUGGAGAAGGUGAAACGCGAAUUGCUCGAAUUGGUUCAAUAUCCUAUUGAGCACGGAGACAAAUACAAGAAAUUCAACUUGAAUCCGAGUACAGGUGUUUUGUUCUACGGUCCACCUGGAUGCGGUAAGACACUGCUGGCCAAGGCAAUUGCGAACGAGUGUCAGAGCAACUUCAUUUCGAUCAAGGGACCAGAGUUGUUGACAAUGUGGUUCGGCGAGUCGGAGGCGAAUGUACGAGAUAUUUUCGAUAAGGCGCGUCAGGCGGCGCCGUGCGUGUUAUUUUUCGACGAGUUGGACUCGAUUGCGCGUGCGCGUGGGAUGUCUCAGGGUGAUGCCGGAGGGGCGGCCGAUCGCGUUAUCAAUCAACUGCUGACGGAGAUGGAUGGAUUGGAGGCGAAAAAGACCGUUUUUAUCAUUGGAGCGACGAACCGACCGGAUGUCAUUGAUCCUGCCUUGAUGCGCCCCGGUCGCCUAGAUCAGCUGGUCUACAUUCCCUUGCCCGAUCUUCCUUCUAGAAUAUCCGUAUUCAAGGCCGUUUUGAGGAAGACGCCUGUUUCCAAGGAUGUAGACAUCGAGUAUUUAGCAUCGCGCUUGGAGGGAUAUUCAGGCGCAGAUAUCACCGAGAUCUGCAACGUUGCAUGUAAGCUUGCUAUCCGCGAAUCUAUAGAAAAGGAAGUUGAAGCCGCGAAAGCCAUGGAUACCGGCGAGGUUACAGAGGGGAUUGCCGGCGAGGAUCCAGUUCCUGAACUGACUCGAGCGCACUUUUCAGAGGCUAUACGUUAUUCGCAUCGUUCUGUUAAUAGCGCAGAUAUUCGAAAAUAUGAGAUGUUUGCUCAAACCCUUUCAACUGUCCGUGGGUCGCUUUCUAACAAUUUUGAGUGGCCCUCCAAUACCUCUACACCCGCGGCUGAUUCGAGCAACCAGCCAGAUCAAAAUUUUGAUCCGGGAAGUGAUGACGACCUCUACGCAUAGGCGAGAAGAGCGAGCCUGGUGGUAUUAGCUACACGGAACGAGCAUGUAUUUUCAGAAAAAAUGAAUACAUUUUUUUCGAAGCA